UUGAAACAUUACAAUAAUUCAUAAAAAUAUUAAAUAAAUAUUUAGAUUUAAUAUAAAUAUUGUAAAAAUACUAAACAAUCACACUGUUCUAAACUUUUCUUGAAGAUAUACAGAAAUGGCGACCCCUGAAAUGAUGAGUGAAGUUGAUCAAAUUAAAACUUUCAAGGAUUUCCUUGUACAAUACAACAAGCUGUCUGAACUUUGUUUCAAUGAUUGCAUUCAUGAUUUUACGUCGAGGACUUUAAAAUCUACCGAGGACAAAUGCACUGUCAACUGUAUGGAGAAAUAUCUACGAAUGAAUCAGAGGGUUUCACAAAGAUUCCAUGAGUUCCAAAUGCUUGCCAAUGAAAACAUGUUAGCAUUAGCACAAAAAUCUGGUAACCCUAGUUAAAAAGUAUGGUAUAUUUGUGACUUAUCUAGUCAUUUUCUUUAAGGUGUAGUAAGAGAAAGCACACCCUAUAUAAUGAUAUACUUGUGCAAAUGUACAGUGUAUGUCUAAAUUGUUGUCAAUAAAGUUCUGUUAGACAG
This is a messenger RNA of Bombyx mori (domestic silkworm), 528 nucleotides long. RefSeq names its product mitochondrial import inner membrane translocase subunit Tim9A (gene Tim9a). The record is from RefSeq and is marked provisional. NCBI's taxonomy places the organism in Eukaryota, Metazoa, Arthropoda, Insecta, Lepidoptera, Bombycidae.